Messenger RNA from Xenopus laevis (African clawed frog), 3578 nucleotides. RefSeq names its product C2CD2-like L homeolog (gene c2cd2l.L). The record is from RefSeq and is a predicted model, not a curated record. Gene Ontology annotation, molecular function: phosphatidylinositol binding; phosphatidylinositol transfer activity. Gene Ontology annotation, cellular component: cytoplasmic side of apical plasma membrane. Gene Ontology annotation, biological process: intermembrane lipid transfer; positive regulation of insulin secretion involved in cellular response to glucose stimulus. The coding region runs from base 244 to 2223 and encodes 659 amino acids. The transcript has 14 exons. Lineage: Eukaryota; Metazoa; Chordata; Amphibia; Anura; Pipidae.
GCGAGGGCUGGAACUCACUGUCCGGAAGUGGGUUGUAACUAAAGGAGAACGCUAAAGCGAGAUGGAGAUUGAGAGGGCCGGACUGAAUGCAAUAGAGGCGUGCUAGGAACAAUAACAGAACUGACAUGUGAUAUCCCUAAAUCCCAGAUCUCCACUCUUUAAUAUUGGGCCCUUGGCCGAAUACACAUCGCUGGGGCCUACAAAAUCCUUCAGCCUGACAUUCGCUAUUUUCCAGGGAGUAGAAUGGAGGGUACCGUGACGCAAGGCUUCAUCCCCGGGGUUUCGGAGAUCUGGUUCGCCGCACUGCUGAUGCUAUUCGCAGCUUCUCUCAUCACUGUGCUGGCCUGGCUACUGCAGGUUACUCGGGGAUCCCCUACGCCUGCUUUUCCCGGGGCCCGGGGCCUUCUCACGGCUCUUUUUGGUUUCCCCUCUGUUAGAGAGAGCUGGAGCAGAGCUUGGGCCAAAGCCCUUAAUAGCGAGGCGGCCAGAAAUCAGAGUUCACUCCAGGUGCUGUUUGAGGAGAGCACACAUCUACAGCCCAAUUCACACAUCAGCCAUGUCUCCUGCACGGAACAUUCAGACAGUAGUAUGGCAUUCCUCUGUACCCUUUCUGCUGAUCCAAUCAGAUUCCCGGUCUCUGUUACCCAGGAGUCCCCUGCAGCUGUUUCUAUGAAUACAUAUCAAGUCUUUCUAACUUUACAUCAAGCGCAGAUAGAGGUCCGACUAGAGGAGUUACCGCAAGAGGGUCUUCUUGUGUCCUGGGGGUUUAAAGAGCACCCUGAUAUCACAUUGCAGGUUACUCCCAGACAAUCACUACAGAGUAGUGAGGGUGGUGCAGAACUGUGUACGUUACAGGACUUGAUACAAGAUGCUCUGCUAAGUGCACAGCCUGCCAUGGUUUUCAACCUAAAGGCCCAUGAUGGUGAUAUGGGUCUCUGUGACCGACUUCUCCGAGGUUCUCCAUGUAGCGCAGAAAGUCCAAAACUUCUCAUUCGCCAGAUAUGUUUACAGAAUAUCACUGUAGCUGAUGACAAAGAAGCGGAGCUGAGAUGUGAAGCUGAAUUGAAUGCUCCUUGGCAAAGAAGAGAGAUCCGGAGUGUCAGACAAAACGAGGGAGAUGCUUGUAACCUCUCUUGGAAUGAUGAGAUGACAUUUGACCUCAGCACCCAGAGUAAGGAGCUAUAUCUCAGAGUCUGGCAAAUAAAGGAAGGCGAACGCAAUGUUCUGCUUGGACAAACAUCUGUGGCUCUGAAAUCACCCUAUAGAGAUCUGAGUGGAAGGCACCUGUACCCUCUGACCUCAAGUGCUGGACAGUCUAUAACAGGCACUCCAUCCAUCUCUGUAGAGUUUCUGGUCCCCGAACUUUCCUUGCCUAGGGCAACACUGGCAGCAACAGCUUCUAGAACUAACAUCACACCCACCAAGAAAGUGGAGAUGGAUCGCACUGUGAUGCCUGAUGGCACCAUAGUUACCACAGUAACCACCAUUCAAUCACGACUGCGGUUAGACGGCAAAAUCGAUUCUCCUUCUAGGUCCCCAUCAAAGGUAGAAGUGACCGAGAACAAACCUAUUUUCAUGCCCCGGAGUUGCUCUCCUGGCUCCUCCCCUAGUGGCAGUGGGGGUUCCCCUGUUUCCCUUAGACUGGACCCAGUAGCUGAGACAGCCAUUAGGCAGCUAACAGAACCAGGCAACAAACCAGCAAAAAAGACUCCCACUAAACGCAGCACUCUGAUCAUCUCUGGCGUUUCCAAGGUUCCCAUUGGCCAAGAUGAGAUGGCACUCUGUCUUGGAUAUGCAGCCUCCAUGGAUGCCUCAUUACAAGGUCUAACUCUUGGAGAAGACUUUCCACUACCAGAUCCUACUUUGGACCCUAUAGAUAAUGGGGUGACUCCUCCCCAAGGGCCAGACACUGAUGAUACAACAAAAUCUGACAUCUCAGAUAAACCUUCUGUGGAUGACUUGGAGUCUGAAACUGGCUCCACUGGGACUCUAGAGACGCGGAGCUUAAAGGAACAUAAAGUGGGAUUCCUUCGUAGUGGUACUAAACUCCUCUUUCGCCGGCGUCAUCGGGAGCCAGGCUUAAGCCAAUCACAUGAUAAUCUGACAGACUCUGCUUCUGCUUCUCGCAAAAAAAGCGGAAGCUUCUCCAAACGCUUGCUGAAACGUUUCUCUCUAAAGACCAAGACCAAACCUAGCAUCAAUGGCAGCACUCCAGAGAAGUGACAGAGAAUGGCUGACUGAGAAUACCGAUCUACCUCUGACCCUGCAUGCCCUUUGCACAGCUGCUAAUGGUUUUUGGGAGUGAUGGUGGUGUUUCCUGCCAGGCAGUGACAUGGAUUGGUGAACGUUUAAUGAGCCUAAUGAAAGAAUAGGGGCAGUUUUUGGAAAGGAUAUUCUAGAUUUUAAAGUGCAUGUAAUACAAAAUUGCCAUGAAGUGAUUGUGGCUUUUCCAGUGAAUUCAUUUACUGGUCUGAGAGACUCGCUAGAGGAACACUAUACUCAUCCCUAGGCCUCUAAUACUUGGAUUUGAUUUUUUAAAGUCACGGAUUUUAUAUUCUGCCAUCUCUGUGACCGGUCUGGCUGCAGGUCUAUAUUCUAUCUCCUGCAAUGAAAUGAAAGGUUUCCUUAUUUAAAGUAUAGAAAUAUACAUCCACAGAGGACAUAUAGAUAUUGCAGCAUGUGUAGUUCUUUCCCUAAAGUAGGCGAGCAAUACCAGGCCCAAUUGUUUUCCUGACAAGGUUUUUUUACUGGGUUUAAAAAAAAAUCUAUCGUUUGUGGUAUAAUGCAGCUGUGGAAUGGAAUUGUAUUUUAUGUUGUAGGCUUGUAUGCAUCUUUAUGUAUUUAAUAACUAUGAAGUAAUUCAAAUAACAUGUUUCUUGGAGAGGUACGUAGUUUCUCUGCUGGUAGAGGUUACAUAAGUGCAAUGUAAUAAAUGUGUGACCAAUGCCUGCAGCACUAAUAGUCAUGUGAUGCCGCGGUGCAGCCUGUGGCUUGACACAGUGUAAGACUCGUGUGAUCCUUACUAUUCCUUUCAAGUCUGUAUAUUUGUAAAUUACCCCCUAUUUAUAUACCUGAAGCUUUGCCAUAUGACCCUUGUUUACAGACAACACAAAAGUGAAUGAAAACCAUUAUAUUAAAGGGAAAGUUCACCUUAAUAUGUAUUUUAUUCUAAGACUGUUCUGCAGCGCUCCAAUGGCACUGCCAUCUGAUUGCUAAUAAGAUGCAACACUGUAUUACAAAGUAAAAAUUUAUUUAUUGCAUUGUCAGGUUGGAGCCACAACCCUAAAAAACAGUAUUCUGAAAUUGAGAGGUGUGAAUAGAAAGACCAAUAAUUUUAUACACACUAAUAUCUGAGUUAUAGAACAGCUGCUUCUAUUACUUUCAUUUUCAAAAUACUAAAAGCUGGCAUUAAGGUGACUUCCUCAUAAUACUGUGCUUAUGGGGAUUGGGAGACUCUCAACAGUUUGCUAUUGUGAGACUAAAAUAAAAGAAAGCAGUAAGACUGAAGUAAUUUAUUGUGCAAGUAAAAUGAUGUAAUGAAAAUGGUUUAAGUUAAUAAAAUACAAACAUGAACUGUC